This is a messenger RNA of Lutzomyia longipalpis, 3595 nucleotides long. Its product is annotated as serine protease inhibitor 42Dd-like. The record is from RefSeq and is a predicted model, not a curated record. Gene Ontology annotation, molecular function: serine-type endopeptidase inhibitor activity. The transcript has 5 exons. Lineage: Eukaryota; Metazoa; Arthropoda; Insecta; Diptera; Psychodidae. Bases 155 to 1363 code for a protein of 402 amino acids.
UUUUGCUCACUUGACCCGGUGGUUUUGUGAUGUAAUUAGUGAAAUUCUCGUUGUGCUUUUUCAUACCGGAUUUAUCAAUAUGCUCUAAGUUUUUUUUUGCUCAUAAUUUUCACAAAAAGCAACACUGUGAGCUGAUAAUUAAAAUAAUUGGUUGAUGUGCUUUCUAUUGGGAAGAAUGGGGAUAAUAGAUCAAAAGCGAUUUUUGACAACUUUCGUUCUACUCCUCGCAAUAUCCAGCACAAUGGCCGAUCCAGUCCCAGUAUCCAAGAGUUUCUCCAAAUUCGCCAUCCAACUCUAUCAGCAAUGUGUUGCUGAGAAGGGAGGAAAUGUCAUUCUUUCCCCAUUCUCCGUUCAGUCGGCACUCAGUUUAGCCCUCAUGGGGGCCACUGGGGAGACUGCGCGCGAAAUGUCCACCGUCAUGGGAUAUGGAACUCAAGAUAGGAAUGCCAUUGCCGACAAUUUCGCCACUCUGCUCUCUACGUACAAGGAUAGCCCACUCCUGAAGAUCGCCAAUAAGAUUUAUGUCCAAAAUAAAUACCAUGUCAAGGCGCAAUUCAAUGACAUUGCCACGAAGAAAUUCAAUUCUGAGGCUCAAUCACUCAAUUUUGCCCAGAAUGUUGAAUCAGCUAAGACAAUCAAUACAUGGGUUGAGGAUAAGACCAAUGAUAAGAUCAAGGAUCUCAUCCCAGCUGAUGCUCUCAAUGAGGAUACACGAAUGGUCCUCGUCAAUGCGAUCUACUUCAAGGGGCUGUGGGAGAAUAAAUUCAAGCCUGAAGAUACGAAAAAGAUGCCUUUCCAUGUCACAAAGACAUCCGAAGUUGAUGUUGAUAUGAUGUACACCAAAGCGAACUUCAAGUAUGGAAUUCUGGAGGAUUUGAACGCCGUGGCUUUGGAGAUGCCUUACAAAGAUUCCGAUUUGUCAAUGUUGAUCAUUUUGCCAAAUGAGAUUGAUGGUUUACCAGCUCUUGAAGCCGCUCUCGGUAACAAGGAUUUGAGUGAAAUUACCCAGAAUCUCUACAAGACGGAAGUCAUGGUUUACCUUCCGAAAUUCAAGAUUGAAUAUGAGAUUGAGCUGAAGAAUGUCCUCUCCAAGAUGGGAAUGGCACAGAUGUUUAGCAAUGGAGCUGAAUUCAAAGAUUUGCUCGAGGAGGAAGAGCCUCUUAAGGUUUCCAAAGUUAUCCACAAGGCAUUUAUUGAGGUGAAUGAGGAAGGUGCUGAAGCGGCUGCAGCUACUGCUGCUAUAUGGGAUGAAUGUCUGAGUCUGCUUGAAAUUUCAAGUGAAAUCAAAAUUAACCAUCCAUUCAUGUUUGCUGUAAUGAAUGGUUCUUCUGCAUUUUUUGUGGGAUGCCUAAAAAAUCUAUAAAAAAAAUAUUAUAAAUAAAAAUGAUUUAUUAGUUUAUGAUGCUGCGAUGUCUCGCAUGAUUUGGGACAAAAAUAUGUGGGUAAACAUAAAAAUAAUAAGAAUAAUAUUUUCAUUCUGCUAUUUGGGCUAUAUUUCUGACAACAUUAUCAUUGUAUUCAUAAUAAAAACAACCGCACGUAAUGCAAAUUACAGAAUAUGGCAUUUUCUUGUGCUGUAAUUGCAUUUUAUAGAGAAAAUAGACAUUGAACUUGUUCAAAAUGAUUUAUCACUUUCGGAAUAAAAGGAAUUAUUCAAUAAAUGUCAAGACUAUUUCCAUCAUUUUAUGGGACGAUUUUAAUCAACAAAUAAAAGAGUCUAAUAAAUUUACUUUGCAAUAUUUUUAAAUAUUGCUUUACAACAAACGGAAAUUUAUAAAGCUUCAACUUUUUUAAACAACUUAUAACUGAAUCUUGGUGAAAAAUUGAUGAAUUUUCCAAACUUUGAAAGUUUGGAAAGUUUGAAAUAAAACCAGAACAUUUUAGUUUCAAUUUUUUUUUAGUAAAAACACUCUCCUCGAAGAAAUUCUGCUUUUGCUUCUGGCAAAUUUACUUUGUCUUUCCAAAAGAGAAAUUUUUAAAUUACUUUUGAAAUUCUAAGAAAAAUUCACAUUUCACAACCUUUGUAGAAAACUCAAAGUCUUCAAAUCAAAUUUUUCUCUUGAAUGAGUCCAUAACUAACUUACAAUAAGAUAUUCUUCUAUAUUGUUUCUUCACAUCUACCCCAUCUUCCCCUAAUACUUAUUUCAAAAUGAAUCAAUUUUUAAUCGUUUAUUAAAUUUAUUCUUUUGUGAAUAUAAUAAAACAAUUAUUUCAUAAUUUAAAUUCCCAGCAAGGGACUACAUAAUAUAAAGGAAGAUAUCGAUUUGUCUACCUAUUCAUUUUUCUAUUUUCACAGCUGUAUUGGUAGUGAGGAAAACUGCUCGUGUUAGGCAUGUUGAUACUUUUAAAGCUGAUCAUUCAUUCUUCUAUGUAAUUAAAAAUGCCGAGGAAAAAAUGCUUUUCAGUGGAAGAGUUCACAAUUUUUAAAAUCUAUCAGUUAAAUACAAAUUUUUGUUAUUUCUUUUAAAGAAAAUACUCUAUUAUCUACUUCAUAAAGUCGUGUUCGUACAAUAAAAUUUAUUCAAAUUGACAAAAAAGUGUUUAAUUUAAUUUGAUGGAACUUUUUGCAUAAAAUUCAAAGUUAUUAAUACAUUCAUUUCGACUUUAAUUAAUUAACAAUAUUGUUUCAUAAUGAAAUUGAAUUAACAUAAAUAAUCAUAUAAAAUGAAAAUUGCCUCGGAAAUUAAUUUGGGAAUGAAUAAAAAAUGUUUCAGGCGUCAUCUUUGUCCCGGGAUCUGCGCCGAUGCCACAAGAAAUAGAAUUCCUUGUAGACCAUCCAUUUUAUUUUGUUAUCCUUAAGGAUCCACAGAACAUCGUUUUUAGUGGACGUAUCUCAAAAUUCUAAAUUUUCGAUUAUUAUUGUCUUUCAAUGUGCAGUAGGUAAUUUUUCAAUGCAACGAAUACCUUUUGAGUCGUUUUUUACGUGAAAAAUAUCUAAUUAUUACUUUUAGGACUCUUGAUGGUGGAUUCAUUGGCAACUUAUUCUAAUCCAGACAAAUUUUUGGCCGAUCAUCCAUUUUUCAUUGAAAUUUUGGAAAAGAAAAAUAUUAUCUUUGCUGGGUCGUUAAAGAAAUUGUAAAAAAUAUCAUAAGGAGGAGCUUUAUGUAUGUACUGCUUACCUCAAAUUAUUUUAAAAACUACCUCAUUUGUUUCUUAAAUAAAACAAGAACGUUAAGAAACUAUAUUAUAAUGAGCACUAACUAAAAUGAUAAUGGCUUGAGGGAUGUUAAAUAUUUCAUAUUGUUGCUCAUACUGUCCGAAUUUUCUUUUAAAUUUUUUUUCAUUAUAAAUGAUAUAUUUUUGGGAAUAUAUUUUCUACAAUACCUACCUAUAAUUUUUUCAGCUGUUAUUUUCAUGUUCGGUUCUUCACCAUAUCCUAGGCAAUAUCCUAAAUUCUUCGUUGAUCGUCCAUUUUACUUUGCCAUUCUUCAAGAUUCACAUUAUACCAUCUUUAAUGGACAAGUUCAGAAAUUCUAAAUUUAAAAAAAAAAUGUGACAAAAUUGUGCAUCAAUUAAUAAUCUAAUGAAUUUAUAAUCCAUAUUUAGUUGUUUAGUGUAAAAAGUGUGAGCAAUAAAACAAGUUUUUAAUUGGCAA